Messenger RNA from Melampsora larici-populina 98AG31, 390 nucleotides. RefSeq lists its product as uncharacterized. The transcript has 5 exons. The record is from RefSeq and is a predicted model, not a curated record. Lineage: Eukaryota; Fungi; Basidiomycota; Pucciniomycetes; Pucciniales; Melampsoraceae. Bases 1 to 390 code for a protein of 129 amino acids.
AUGCGUGGAGAUGAUUGCGAACCCCUCAUCAUUGAAAUUGAAAGUGAUUCAGAGUCUGAAGAUUCACAAAUGACUCAGCUCAAGGAUAAGAUUCCCUGUGAUCUGUUUUCUUCCACACUCAAACCUAAGUCUGAGCUUAGAGUGAACUUUGGCGAUCAUAUCCGACUUGUUUUUGACCUUCAAGACCUAAGUAGGCACACCCCUAUGGAAGAACGAAAGUUGGAUACUCAUAUCCAUCCUUUGUUAUUUGUGACCAGUCCUUUGACAGGCCAAACUGAUGACGCCGGUCCUUUGGCCAAGUUUUGUUACCAUCAACAUAUUGGAUUUUGGGAUAAUAUUUGCUAUCCGAAGAAACCGGGAAAGUCUACAAGGAACUCCAAAGAUGUAUAG